AUGUUGGGCAAGCUUACGAAGCUCACGUAUCUCAAUCUAGGACGUAACUGGUUUGACGAUGAGGGUGUAGAGGCAUUGGCCCCUGAGUUGGGCAAGCUCACUGGGCUCACCUCACUCAUCCUGCGCAAAAACACCUGGAGAGAACCGAGAGAGGACGAGGAGGAAAAAUCCGAGGACGAGGAGAAAGAAUCCACGGCGCAUUGGGCGCCAGUGUUAGGCAAACUCACAGAGCUAAGGUACCUUGACCUGGGGGUGAAUUACAUCAAUGAUGCUGGCGCGGUGGUCUUGGCGCCUGAGUUAGGCAAGCUCACGAAGCUCACCUACCUUGACCUGGGGUGGAACGCCUUCAAGGAUGGGGGAGCAGCGGCCUUGGCGCCAGAAUUAGGCAAGCUUACAGAGCUAACUUCAUUAGAUUUGGCAAGUAACAGCUUUUCGAAUGAGGGCGCAGCGUUUCUGGCGCCACACCUGGUCAAGCUGAAAAGUCUUAAUCGUCUCAAGCUGAAGAAGCAGAGGUUCCCAGGGCGGUGCCCCUUGCCCCACCUUGAAGAGGGAGGGGCUUCUGAAGUCGUACGGCAGACGUGA
Klebsormidium nitens is the source of this 582-nucleotide messenger RNA. Lineage: Eukaryota; Viridiplantae; Streptophyta; Klebsormidiophyceae; Klebsormidiales; Klebsormidiaceae. The record is from the annotation of a GenBank genome assembly.